AUGCUGUGUGGAGCCUGCAGCCGGGUGGUGCUGAUGCUGAUGCUGAUGACCGUGUCCCCGUGCUCCGCAGCCGAUGAGCUGUUGUGCGCCUGCGAUGUGCCGCACUGCAGCACACCAACCUGCACGGGCAAGGUGUGCUUCGUCAGCAAGAGGAGGGAGGACGGGACCAUCACCCAGCACCGGGGCUGCUUCUCCCAGCACAUCCUGGAGAACUGCCACACACCCGUGACGGAGCAGUACGGGAUGAGGUGCUGCGACUCCAGCAUGUGCAACGCCGAGCUGGAGAUCUUCCUGCAAGGAGAAGACACGCUGGGAAAGGUGCCUUCCCUGCCCAGUCUCCUCCUGAUGAUCUUCGUCCCGCUGCUCGCCCUCCUCGUCCUCGUUGCUCUCACAGCACUCUUCUGCUGGAAGGUGGCUCAGCACCGCCACAACAAAAGCGACCUGGGGGACAUGGACCUCAUGCUGAAAGCGUCUAUGGUGGGAGACAGCACUUUAGAGGACCUGCUGAGCGAUGACUGCACCACGGGCAGUGGCUCCGGGCUGCCCUUCCUCGUCCAGCGCACUGUGGCCCGGCAGAUCACGCUGGUGGAGUGUGUGGGCAAAGGACGCUACGGGGAGGUGUGGCGAGGCGUGUGGCACGGGGAGAGCGUGGCCGUGAAGAUCUUCUCCUCCCGCGAUGAGCAGUCGUGGUUCCGUGAGACGGAGAUCUACAACACCGUCCUGCUGAGGCAUGACAACAUCCUGGGCUUCAUUGCCUCUGACAUGACGUCGAGGAACUCCAGCACCCAGCUCUGGCUCAUCACCCACUACCAUGAGAACGGCUCGCUCUACGACUACCUGCAGAGGACAGCCCUGGAUGCGGAGACCUGCCUGGGGUUGGCCUCCUCCAUCAUCUGUGGCCUUGUCCACCUCCAUGUGGAGAUCUUCGGCACCCAGGGCAAGCCUGCUAUUGCCCACCGUGACCUGAAGAGCAGGAACAUCUUGGUGAAGAGCAACCGGCAGUGCUGCAUUGCAGACCUGGGGCUGGCUGUGAUGCACUCCCAGGGCAGCGACUACCUGGACAUUGGCAACAAUCCCCGGGUGGGCACCAAGCGCUACAUGGCCCCAGAGGUGCUGAGCGAGCAGAUCCGCACCGACUGCUUCGAGUCCUACAAGAAGACGGACAUCUGGGCCUACGGGCUGGUGCUGUGGGAGAUCCCCCGCCGCACGGUGGUGAAUGGCAUCGUGGAGGAGUAUCGCCCGCCCUUCUUCGACGCCGUCCCCAGCGACCCCAGCUUUGAGGACAUGAAGAAGGUGGUGUGCAUCGACCAGCAGACCCCCGUGGUCCCCAACCGCCUCUUCUCCGACCCGGUUUUGUCGGCGCUGGCAAAGAUCAUGAAGGAA
Molecule: messenger RNA, 1383 nt
Organism: Nestor notabilis (Kea)
Lineage: Eukaryota; Metazoa; Chordata; Aves; Psittaciformes; Psittacidae
Gene: ACVRL1
Product: activin A receptor type II-like 1
Exons: 9
Biological process (GO): cellular response to growth factor stimulus; transforming growth factor beta receptor signaling pathway; BMP signaling pathway
Cellular component (GO): BMP receptor complex; plasma membrane
Molecular function (GO): ATP binding; SMAD binding; transforming growth factor beta receptor activity, type I
Source: RefSeq, a predicted model, not a curated record